Colletotrichum destructivum is the source of this 2211-nucleotide messenger RNA. RefSeq names its product Putative phosphatidate phosphatase APP1, catalytic domain-containing protein. The coding region runs from base 757 to 1992 and encodes 411 amino acids. Gene Ontology annotation, cellular component: actin cortical patch. The record is from RefSeq and is a predicted model, not a curated record. The transcript has 3 exons. Lineage: Eukaryota; Fungi; Ascomycota; Sordariomycetes; Glomerellales; Glomerellaceae. Gene Ontology annotation, molecular function: phosphatidate phosphatase activity.
UUCUCUCCUACGCGUAACGCCUCCGACACACCUUCGCCUGCAACAUGCCCAUCCCCCCCAAACCGAUCCAUCGUCAUUACCUGGCCACUUGUGGCAGGCGGUCGGUCACAAGGCCGCAUAUACAGCCAAGACGCCGCUGCGACCUUGCCGGCCUUGGUCGACCAUCUGAUGGCGCCGUCCUGUCACAGCUCGCUGCACGCCGCCCUAAACCAUGUCACGGACACACCUCCCACCACACAGACGAUGCACCCAGCCCGGCUAGCUCUGACAUAAUGCAUUCGAUCGACCUACACACGCUUGCCCUGGGAGCUGGAGCGGAUGGCGGGCGCUGUCCAUCCAGCCAGCCAGCGGUCCCUGUCUUCGUCUCCUUCCCCGCUGUCAUCGUUGGAUCGUCGUCGUAUGGCUUCAGCUGCAACCCCCAACCAAACCCAUCCUCUUUCUCCUUCUCCUCCAGCUGAGACAACGCCUACACCUUUGCUCCCGUACACCCUACAAGUUACAGUCAAUUACCUGGAACAGCUCUUCUCAGACGACGUCCGCCUUUCAGCCUCGAACCCCGUCAGCCUACCAACCACUGCACUGCCAAGGCAGCACUAAUACCGUGCUCAAGUCACGUUGCUCGUAGCAUCGACCCAAGUGACCGUCCGCCUUUGCCGGAGGCAAGAGACAGGCAGACAGAAAGAGUGACAGACUGACUGAGAGACCAAAGACGACACGGCCGUAUAAAUACCUCGAGGCUACGCCCAAUCCGCCAUCAUGACGGGACAAGACGAGGAUAGCAAGACCGCCGCCGCGUACGCAGACGAGAUGCAGAAACGAACCCGCAAAGAACGUCGCUUCGACGAGGUCGAGGCUCAGCUUCCCAACCCCCGCGUCCCGACCCUCCAGUCAGCCCUGAUGACGGCCAACGGCCUGCUCUCGCAUCUCGGAAGCUACAAUCCCUGGGGCAGACCCGUGACCGACGACGACAUUGUCUGGCUCCUCGACAACACGGCAUACAAGCCCUCUCGCCUGGGCAGCUGGCAGGCCGAGUUCGUCGCCGCCAUCUUCGAAAAGGAGCCCAAGUGCGCCGUCGUCGACAUCGUGCAGGGCGUCGCCCAGAAGCUCGGCCUCGCUGACGACGCCGAGGAGCUGCAGACGAUCGAGGAGAGGAUACUGCCGUUCCUCUGGGAUGUGCAGCCCUCGCGCCUCCUCCGGGUCGUGCACCAGAAGAGGGAGCUCAAGCUAGGCCCCUCGGCGACGAACGGCAUCAGCACCGACACGCUCAAGGUCCAUGAGCAGCCGUCCGGCACGGCAGUGACGUCGAGCGCCGCCGUGCCGCGGGGCGCGACGGGCUUAUUGGAGAUGCAGACGUACUUCGCUGCGCCAGAAGGCUGGGCCAUCAUUUCAGAUGUCGACGACACGAUCAAGCUGACGCAGACGAGCGACCCCAUCGGCAUCCUCCGCGAAACGUUUGUCAACGAGCCGACGCCCAUCGAGGGCAUGCCGGAGCUGUACAGGAACAUCAAGGCGUUGCUGCCGCAAGAGGCGCCGUGGUUCUACCUCUCGGCCUCCCCAUACAACCUCUACCCGUUCCUGCGCGAGUUCCGCGACAAGUACUACCCUCCGGGAACCAUCAUCCUCCGCGACUCGAGCUGGAAGACGGUGGCGGGCCUGUUGUCGGCGUUAACCAUGGCCACGGAGGAAUACAAGGUGGAACGCAUGAGAAAGGUGCACGGUUGGCUGCCCAAGAGGAAGUUCAUCCUCAUUGGCGACUCGACGCAGUCCGACCCCGAGGCCUAUGGCAACAUUUAUCGCGAGUUCAAGGGCUGGGUCAAGCUCAUUUUGAUCCGCAAGGUCACCGACAUUGCGGCUGUGGGUAUCUCGGCCAAGAACGAGCCGGAGCGAUUCGAGAAGGCGUUCAAGCACAUUCCUCGCGACGACUGGUUCGUGUUUGAGAACCCGGUCGACUGCAACAAGAUUAUCCGGGACACGAUUGCGCAAGAUGCUUAGACGAGCAUUGCCGCCGGAGGACACCCAGACACGGCGUCUUUGGGAUGAUGAAGCUUUGUUUUCUUCCUCAUCUCUUCUGGCCCAGGGGAACAUGAAUAUAUGGCUCAGUUUCUCCUCGUUCGAUUGAACACGACCAUCGGUAUCGACAUCCAGUUUUGAUAUCCGUCACGUAGCGAGCCUAGACCAAUUUGAGACAAAUCAAACCCAAUCGUCAUCCGC